This is a messenger RNA of Dovyalis caffra, 1809 nucleotides long. NCBI's taxonomy places the organism in Eukaryota, Viridiplantae, Streptophyta, Magnoliopsida, Malpighiales, Salicaceae. The record is from the annotation of a GenBank genome assembly.
AUGGCAUCCCUCACGCCUGGGUUGCUCUCCAAGCUACUGCAGAGCGCUGGCAACAAGGAGGUUAGAAUCACUGGUGAGCACCGAUCUGCCCUUCUUCAAGUCAUAGAAAUCGUUCCCUCUCUCUCUGGAGCUCCAAAUGAUCCCUGGCACAGCAGAGGCUUCUUCUUGAAAGUCUCAGACUCUCUGCAUUCCGCUUACGCCUCCAUCUCUGAUGAGGACUUGGACUUGAUUUACAGUGACAAAAUCCAACUGGGUCAGUUCGUUUAUGUUUCUCGCUUAGAUGUUUCUGCCUCUGGCUCUCCUGUUCCUGUUCUUCGUGGGCUAAAGCCUGUCCCCAAUAAGAGGAGGCCUUGUGUUGGGAAUCCUAAGGAUUUGGUGUCCAGUGAUUCUUUGCCUAGUGGUAAUAUUAUAUCAGCUGAUUUUAGCAAAGACAAGGAGAAGAAGUCAUCAAGUCGACCAAGACCAUCCAAGAUUAACAAUAUUGUCAAAAAAUCAGAUAUUUUUCUGGAUUCUUCCAACCGCAGGAAAAUGAAUUCUUUAGGGAAUGCCCACAAUAAGGUGCAAGGAAGUUUGGACCAAACGAGGAGAUUGAGUUUGGACUCUGCUAGGAGGGUCUGGGACCACCAAAUUCCAACCCCAAAAACUGUGCCUCUCUAUAAAUCAUCCAAAAAUGUUCAUUCUGAUAAGAACGUUCCUUCCAAGAUUGAUUCAUCACACAAGCGCCUAUCUUUAAGUCUCUCACCAUUGAAAGCCAAGAAUGGGACCUCUUCACCCACUGCAACUGUCAAGCCUUUGACAAAAAAUUUGAAGUCAGCUACUGACCAGGCUAUUCCUAGUCUACUUGCUCAGGUUCCCCUGAGUUCCAAAACUUGGUCCAAAUGUAGAAUUUCCUGGGAUGCAAUUCCUCCUGCCUUUCACAACCUUGGAAAGGAAACUCUUAGUUGUAAGAAUGCUGCAGUUUUGACUGCUGCACGUGCACUUGAAGAAGCAUCGGCUGCUGACAAUGUCAUUCAUUGUAUGCAAGCAUUUGUGGAACUGCAUGAGUCUGCACUAUCAGCAUCUUUAGGACAAUUAGUGGAGCAAUAUUUGGACCUGUACCAGAACAUGCAGAGAUCAGCAAUGAUGGUUCAUUGUUUACUCAGCGAUGCAAGCCUUCAUGAAACAAAAUCAAGCAAUUAUGACAGCCUGCGACAUGUAGUGCCUGAUGUGUGUAAAAGUUCAACAAAUAUUAAUGCAGCAUCUUGGGUUCAUGCUGCUAUACACGCUAAUCUUUCCAAAUUCAGUUUGUUCAAGAAGCCAGAGAAGAGUAAAGUUUUGAACAGUGAUAAACAUCAUUAUGUCAUCCUAGAUAAUUCCUUGGAGGAAUUGAAUUCUGAGAAUCAAUCGCCUAAAAGAAAACUGAUUCAUAGAAACCAUAGCAGGUUUAUUCCUGAUCCAGGUUCGAAGCGGGUGCCAUCUCCUUCAAAAAAACAUCUCACCUCUAUAAAGAAAGUGAAUCCUGAAAGGAGAGAUUGUCCUAGGGGAAGCGGAUUAAAGGAGACAGCAAGUUUAGCAGAAAAGUUGCUCUUAGAUUCUCGUGAAUGGUUCUUGAGGUAUAUGGAGGAUUCAUUGAACAUCGGUUUUGUGUUAUGCGGAGGGAAAAGUUCUGAGAUUGCAGGUCUUCUAGGGCAGCUUAAGAGGGUGAACCAUUGGCUGGAUGACCUAGUUGGUGGUGGGGUUCAGGUUGAUGCGAGGAUAGAAGGCUUGAAGAAGAACUUAUAUGGAUUUCUGCUUGAACAUGUUGAUUCUGCCAUUGUCACUGGUAAGUAG